AUAUUUGAGAUUUGUCACCGAAGAAGAAAUGCAACGAUGGCGCCACCUCCUGUCACUCACAUUUGAAGCUAAUAACGUCACGUUUAUCGUCAAAUGAAUGACCUCCCGUUCGGUACAUUUAACGUCAUGUUUAUCGUUGGUUAAAUAUUGAAUAGAACCCAGCUGAUUGGCUAGCACGUGCACAUCAUACAAGGACAACUGAGUCAUGGCCAAUGCAGAGUCUGCUAUGAAGAUGGCCGUGUGCCUCCUCGUGAUAGCAGACCUGCUACUUGCCAAGAAGGACUACCACGAUAUACUGGGAGUGCCGAAAGACGCCACUGAGCGGCAGAUAAAGAAAGCAUUUCACGGGCUCGCCAUGAGGUAUCACCCUGAUAGGAACAACAGCCCCGACGCUGAAGUGAGAUUCAGGGAAAUUGCAGAAGCUUAUGAGAUGUUAUCUGAUGUUACCAGAAGAGGAGAGUACGACCAGUUUGGGGGCAGCGCCUCGUAUUUCACAGCAGGCACGCAACAGAGGCGAAGCGCGCGCCAACCAUUCAGCUUCAAAUUGGACGACAUCUUAAAGGACUUUAACAUGUACAACCACAACAGCAGGCACGCCCGGCACAGGCAACACUUUGAUGAACAUUCCCAGAAAAAAUCCCACGGGCGACACAAGAGAAACUUUGAAGGAGCCGGCUUCUUUGGCGACCUUUUCGACGACUUUGAAAAGAUAUUCGCCUUCCACAUGCACCCCACAGAGACUGAAGGCAUCUUCCGCACCGCCUCCAAACAGCACUGUAGAACAGUGACGCAGCGCAGAGAGAACAUGGUGACCACAUACACAGAUUGCACUGCAACUUAGGAAGCAAUAGCCACCUGACUCGGAUACAGUAGGCUUGUAAUGAUGAAUCAGAAAGAUACAUUUAAAUGUGACGAGAUUUCCUAAGGGGUGGGAAAUUUCCUGUUGAGAAAUUCCGCUAAUUCCACAUCAUUUCUGAAUCCUCUCAGCUGCCUGAGGUUCCACGCGCUGCUUCUGUUUGCUAGGCUUUUGCCAAGAUGUUGGAAAACAAGGGCUGGGAUUUUGUUUGUAUCUUCUGAAUGUGGAUAUUCCACCAUUGUUUCAGCAAAAAUCCCGAAGUCCAAAGUAGAGGUUAAUUCCCAUGGAUAGUUUUGAAAAUUCCGUGAAUUUUGGAACCCUGAAUGUAACAUUGAAAGCUGCUGUCCCGAUUAUAAAUGUUGCCAUAAGCAGCCAUGAGAUUGAUACUGAGGCAGACAAACUAACCACUAGAUCGCCAUUAUGUCCAUUUUGCCACCAGCUUUAUAUUUUUAGUUGCCCCCCCCUGUAUUUGGCUAGAGGGCAAUGGGGUGGCUUGCACGUCUUCAUUGCUGAUCUGAGGUUCUGGGAUUGACUCUGCCUUAGCCUUCCUGUGUGCAGUUCCUGUUCUUAUUCUCUGUGAGAACUCUUAGGUCCUGGUGUAGUUUACACCAACCUGGGUGGGUUUUACAUUGUUGUCCACUUUUUCUCACAUUAGGGCGUGUUUCUCAGAAUAUUAAAUAUGUACGAAACAGUGUUUUAGUGGACAGCUUAAAUAAAAUUGAUAAAGCACCCAUUUUGCCACCAAGGCCCCCCAUGAAAAUGUGAUUGUGUAAAGCAUCAUGACUUUUCUGUUUUUGAGCCUUUGAUUUUCUUUUGAAAUGUAUCAACUGGUUUUCAAAUGUAUGUGAGAAAAGGGGUUAAGCAGUCAAGUACUACUGUCAUGCUGUAUAAAAGUUAUUUGUAAAUACUGAAAAUAUCACCAUGCUUUCAUCGUAGUAGUAACCCACAGAAUAGAGUAAUACAAAUGGAAACAGUUCUAACAUGUUACUUCAUUUCUAGUUUGUGAUAUGACAUUGUCAGUCAUGUGCAAUAUUUUUGUUUUUGACGUAAAAGAUCCAAUGCAAGCACUUUUUGUAUGAGUGUGUGGAUUGCUGCCUUUGCGUUUUAAAAAUGUGUUUUGAGAAAUAAAAAGUUAACACCAAA
This is a messenger RNA of Hippocampus comes (tiger tail seahorse), 1999 nucleotides long. It is a transcript of the gene dnajb9a, whose product is annotated as DnaJ heat shock protein family (Hsp40) member B9a. Lineage: Eukaryota; Metazoa; Chordata; Actinopteri; Syngnathiformes; Syngnathidae. Gene Ontology annotation, cellular component: endoplasmic reticulum. The coding region runs from base 206 to 841 and encodes 211 amino acids. The transcript has 3 exons. The record is from RefSeq and is a predicted model, not a curated record. Gene Ontology annotation, molecular function: protein-folding chaperone binding; misfolded protein binding. Gene Ontology annotation, biological process: ERAD pathway.